AUGAGGCAGUCCAUGCUAAUCGGCCUCAUGGUCGCCUUCUUCCGAGCCUCACAAGCUUCCCUGCUAGACUACGCAGGAAAGCUUCCAGAGUGCGGUCUGAACUGUACUCUGGAACAAAUACCGCUCUCGGCGUGCAAGGUCGUGUCGAACGAUACCUGCAUAUGCAGCGAUGAAAAGCUGAGGGCAAGCGUGCAGGCGUGCCUCCUCGAGCGGUGCAAGAGGCUGGAGGCCAUAGAUGUCGCGAGGAUAGAGGCCGAAGCGUGCAAGAGACCGGUCCGCAACCGGAAAGUCGACAUCAUCGCGCCCAUCGUCAUCCAGGCUCUCGGGGCAUUGGCGGUCCCGUUGCGGUUAUAUGCCCGCUGGACAACCAUGCACCGAUUUGAGUCCGACGACCUGAUCAUGAUCUUUUGCGGGCUCCUUUUCAUUGUGUUCGUCACCCUCGGUCAGCUGGAACCCCAAGCCGGCUCAGUCGCAUUCGGGGAAGACAUAUGGAUGGUGGAGCCGGAAGAGCUCACCUUCGGACUCAAGAUCUUCUUCAUCGACGAGAGCUUCUACCUCGCAUGCCUGGGGCUCACCAAGAUAUCGGUGCUCUUCUUCUACCUGCGGAUAUUCCCUAACAAAUCGUUCCGGCGCGCCACCUACGCGGCCAUGACCUACAUCGGGCUGUCGACCACCAUCAUGCUCUUCAUGCAGAUCUUCCAGUGCAUCCCCUUCUCGUUCAACUGGGACGGGUGGAAGGGCGACUUUGGCCCGCACCACUGCCUCAACAUCAACGUGCUGGCCUUCGUCGCCGGCGGGCUCAGCAUCAGCCACGACAUCAUCAUCCUCUUCCUCCCCGUGCCACUGCUAUGGCACCUCAACAUGGGCCUGCGCUCCAAGAUUGGCAUCUUCAUCAUGUUCAGCCUGGGCAUCUUCAUCCUGAUCACGUCGUGCGUGCGCCUGCAGUACAUCGCCCUGUUCACGCGGUCGCUGAACCCGACGUGGGACUUUACGGAUCCGCUCAUCUGGUCGGGUAUCGAGGUGUCGGUGUCGAUGAUCGUCGUGUGCCUCCCCGCGACGCGGGUCCUCUGGAAGCGCAGCCUGCCCAGGUGCUUCAGCUCCAUCGCGACCCUCGAGUUCUCGCCGCCCAAGAGGGAGUCGAGCACGUCGUCGCGGGUCGCGCAGUACUCCAAGUCGAACGCCGGCGGCGGCGGCGGCGACCACCGGAGCAACGAGCAGUCGUCGUCGUUCGACCGAAAGGCGGCGGCGGCCGCGGCGGCGCGGAGGAUCGCCGAGAGGAGGAAACAGUUCUUCUCGUUCCGGUCCACCAACGUCGAGCCGAGCGAGAGCGAGCUGGAGCUGGGCGACAAGGUCCGGGGCGAGGUGCGGACGCAGAUCAGGUACGGGGACGCGGAACCACCCCCCUCCUCCACCUCGAGACGCCGGGGCUCUAUCGAGUCGGGCAUCCACGUGCGCACGACGACCACGUUUGAAGACUUGACGGGUGAGGCCCGCGGAAAACCUUUCUUUUUGCCAUGA
Colletotrichum higginsianum IMI 349063 is the source of this 1518-nucleotide messenger RNA. Its product is annotated as CFEM domain-containing protein. The coding region runs from base 1 to 1518 and encodes 505 amino acids. NCBI's taxonomy places the organism in Eukaryota, Fungi, Ascomycota, Sordariomycetes, Glomerellales, Glomerellaceae. The record is from RefSeq and is a predicted model, not a curated record. The transcript is spliced from 6 exons.